Amphimedon queenslandica is the source of this 671-nucleotide messenger RNA. RefSeq names its product RRP15-like protein. Gene Ontology annotation, cellular component: preribosome, large subunit precursor. The record is from RefSeq and is a predicted model, not a curated record. The coding region runs from base 42 to 587 and encodes 181 amino acids. Gene Ontology annotation, biological process: maturation of LSU-rRNA; maturation of 5.8S rRNA. NCBI's taxonomy places the organism in Eukaryota, Metazoa, Porifera, Demospongiae, Haplosclerida, Niphatidae. The transcript has 6 exons.
CUACAAAAGUUAUUAAUGUUAAAUUAAUCACGUGUAACAGCAUGGCGGACAAUAAGGAAGAUAGAAUGGCGACUGUUCUAGCUUCUUUGCUAGGAAGUCAACCAGAAGAAAGAGUGAGCCGAAAAAGAAAGAGAGAAGAGAGCCAAAGCUCUAUCAGUUCAAAGAAAACAGGGAGACAAGAAGUCAGCCGUAAAGAGAGUAAAGAUGUAGUUAAUGGUGUACAUGUGCUUCCUAGCUCUUCUCUUUGGGCGUACGAGAAGACAUUAAAGCAAGUGGCAAUGCGUGGAGUCGUACAGUUGUUUAAUGCUGUCAAUAAGCAGCAGAAGGAGUUGCAGACUCAGCUAGAAGCAGUUGGCUCGUCUGAAGCAAAACGAGAAAAAGUUUUGUCAUCAGUUGAUAAAACCCAGUUCCUUGAAAUGCUUAAAAGUAAUCAUAAAUCACGCUUCAGCAAGACGAAAGGAAUUGAUAAGCAAAGCAAAAAGAAAAAGAAUGAGAUGGAGCAGCCCAACUGGUCAAUACUGAGAGAUGAUACUGGUUUAGAAACAGCAAUGGAAAGAUGGGAAGAAAAUGAUGGGGAAGACUUAUAGGGCGUGGUCCAUUUAAUAAAACAAUGCUAUUUCGCAUUUAUUAAAAAAUUUACGAGGUGGGCUAGCUCAGCUUGUCAAAAUCAA